Messenger RNA from Chenopodium quinoa (quinoa), 1640 nucleotides. RefSeq lists its product as uncharacterized. The transcript has 3 exons. Bases 212 to 661 code for a protein of 149 amino acids. NCBI's taxonomy places the organism in Eukaryota, Viridiplantae, Streptophyta, Magnoliopsida, Caryophyllales, Amaranthaceae. The record is from RefSeq and is a predicted model, not a curated record.
UUCGUAUAUUUUUUAAAUGAAAUAAUAAUAAACUCUGAAGUGGAAAGUGGAAAAAACCAAAAAGAAAUGAAUUUUGCGCUCUAAAUAAUGCGCUCCCCCAACUAAAACCUCGACUGAGACUCUCUCAGACCAUUACCAUCUCUCACACUCUCUCUCUCUCUCCAGCUAUUCUCUUUCUCUCUCUUCCCUCAUCUCUCUCUCUGCUCUAAACAUGCAGCGGCAAUCGUUAGGCUCUCCUGGCAGAGGAGCAAUAUUAUCCAAAGACGACGCCGCUUCAAUUUCCGAUGACCUUAAACGAUGCGAAUCAAUUCCGUCCUCACUUUCCGGCGACGACGACGAAAUCAAGCCGGAAAAACCUCUCCGACGUCAUUCUCAACCGGAGAAAUUUGUUCAUCUCAUCCCUAUCCUCAUUCUUCUCUGCUUCUUCAUCUUAUAUCUCUCCUCUCACGAUCCUUCUACCAAAGAGUUGGCUCAGUUUAAUCUGUUCAAUCAUCCAGAGAAAUUCAUAGAUUCGACCGACAUUGACGACAUUGGAAGAGCUGAUAAUAAAUUCAAAGGAAACGGCGUAUUUGCGAUACGAAGCUUGCGGAAUUUGCAAGAGGAAGUUCAAGAUGACGACAUUCCGAAAUUACGUUCUCAUCGGAAACUCGGCGAUUUUUAGUCGCACGUGUGAAGAAGGAAGCUAGCUCAUCGUCGAUAUUCCGCACGUAUACACAUCCCGGUAGAAAAAUUCGCUGAUUUUAAUUUAAUUUUUUAAUUUAAUUUAAUGUUCAAUUAUUUGUUCCUUUUCAUAUAUUCCAGAAAAAAAAAAUGAAGCAUAAUGUAAUUUGAUACUACUGGUUAUAUAGGCAGUAUUUCUGUACAAAUAAAAUUCGUCCUCUGCUUUCAAUAAAUAUCUACAUCUACCGACAAAAAAGUUAUGGAAAAUUAUGAAAAAAAUAUGCUAAAAUGCGCAAUGUAGAUAAAGUUGCGCCGGAGAUGAGUGGUUGGAGUCCAGCUGGGGGGAUGGAGCCGUUACUCUGAUGACCUUGGAGUGCGGUUUAAUGAGUUGGAGUUUGGGUCUGCCAACCUGGAAAGUUUUUUUAAUCUUUUUUACGGAUUUUAAGUACGGAGUAAUUCUAUUUUUACCGUGACUAUUGAGCUUGCCCAGCCUUGUAGUGCUUGUAAUUCCCACCCAAUUUACUCGUCUUCAUUUUCCUUCGUGUUCUUUUAUUGAUUAACUUUUGCAUUAUUCGUAUAUACUCAUACUAAUUUUGAUUACAGGUGUCAAACUAUCAACUCGGGUUUGAUAAAGUCGGGUUGAGUCUAAUUUCAAGUUUAAGUCGUGCUAAAUUAUUGUGUCUAUGCAAGCCGAAAUUUGAAUGAAGAUUUUUCGAGUUAAUUUUGAAUUGAGUCGGUUGGAGGUUUUGACACUUUUCCAUGAUCAAAUUUUAUAUACUCCGUACUUUGUAGUAAAUUUUCCUAACAUAAUACAGGACCAUGUAACCAAAGAUUAUCAAUGAUUAAAAGUGUAUUUACAAAGUAUAUAAGUUAAACUACUCCGUAAUAUUGUAAUUUUAAGGAAACAGAAAAGGGAACAUAACUCACAGAGGUGGUAGGGUUCCUUUCUGGAGGAAAUCAGGUGUCCUCCCUAAAAAAAA